AUGCCAUUCUACAGUGAUUCAGAUUUGGCACGAAAAUUCUUUGAUUCGAUCGACUCGACUUUACCAUUCUCGAUGGAAUAUGACGAUAAAGUGCAGUUCAAAGAAUACUGGACCUCUGCUUUGAAGAAAUACUACUUGAAUGAUUUGACCGCAAGCAAAGAUGUGCUUUUACGUAACUUGACACAUAUUGUCGGCGAUAUUGUGAUCACUUGUCCCAUGCACACCGCACUACAGCAGCACCUGGCUGUCGCCAAACGACCGCAAUACCUCUACCGUUUUGAAUACGAGGGCACCUUCAAAUUCAGUUACCUUUACGCCGGUCAUCGUGUAAAUAAUUAUGGUGUGGCGCAUGGUGACGAACUCCUUUACCUCUUUCCAGCCCGUAGUUCGUAUUUUGGACCCCCUGAAUACAAAAAAAACGAGAAUGAUUGGAAAAUGGUCGAUAUGAUGGUAGAGUUGUGGACAUCUUUUGCUACCACUGGAACUCCGAGUGCAUCAAUGUUCAAUGGAACGAAGAUAUGGGAGCCAUUUUCCUCGCGCAAUAAUUACCUUCAAAUAGGUAAUGGAGGUCAGUUGACACUCGAAAAUAAAAGCGGCUUCCUUACAGCCAGAAUGCAGUUUUGUAAGGAGCUGUAUGCCAACACGACGUGGGUUUAGCAGCUGU
Diprion similis is the source of this 664-nucleotide messenger RNA. RefSeq names its product carboxylesterase 4A-like. The record is from RefSeq and is a predicted model, not a curated record. Lineage: Eukaryota; Metazoa; Arthropoda; Insecta; Hymenoptera; Diprionidae. Bases 1 to 657 code for a protein of 218 amino acids. The transcript has 4 exons.